Messenger RNA from Centrocercus urophasianus (Greater sage-grouse), 1700 nucleotides. RefSeq names its product clusterin associated protein 1 (gene IFT38). Gene Ontology annotation, cellular component: cilium; centrosome; intraciliary transport particle B. Bases 73 to 1332 code for a protein of 419 amino acids. The record is from RefSeq and is a predicted model, not a curated record. The transcript is spliced from 11 exons. Lineage: Eukaryota; Metazoa; Chordata; Aves; Galliformes; Phasianidae. Gene Ontology annotation, biological process: cilium assembly.
UUCCAAAUCCCUCUGUCGCUCCGCGGAGCGUUCUGUAGUGACGUGACGGGGUCGGCUGCCGAGGUCCGUCCGAUGUCGGUAGGCCUCAGCUCCGCCGCGCGCUCUCUUUCAGACCUGGCCGAGAUGCUGCGGGCGCUGGGUUAUCCCCGCCUCGUCUCCAUGGAAAACUUCCACGGGCCGAACUUCGCGCUGGUGGCCGAGCUGCUGCUGUGGCUGGUGAGGAGGUAUGAACCUCAGUCUGACAUUCCCCCUGAUGUUGAGACAGAACAAGACCGGGUUUUCUUCAUUAAGGCUGUAGCUCAGUUCAUGGCUACCAAGGCCCACAUAAAGCUCAACACCAAGAAGCUGUACCAGGCAGAUGGCUAUGCAGUGAGAGAGCUGCUGAAGGUCACCUCUGUGCUGUACGGUGCCAUGAACACGGAGGGAGUGGAGUGCACAGACAUCACUGAAGAAGACAGCAGCAAAUUCAAGUUUGAUCUUGGCUCAAAAAUUGCUGACUUGAAGGCAGCUAGACAGCUUGCUUCUGAAAUCACCUCCAAAGGAGCAAGUCUGUACGACUUACUUGGUAAAGAGGUAGAGCUGAGGGAAGCAAGAACAGAAUCUAUUGCCAGACCUUUGGAGAUAAACGAAGCUGAGAAGAUGAUGAAAGUUGCCAUUGAAUGUGUGCUGGAAGAGGUCCAAAAGACUAAGGACAUGUUGAGUAAUGUGGCUUUGGACGAAGCCAAUUUGGAAGCCAAGAUUGAAAAAAGGAAAUUGGAGCUGGAAAGAAGCCAGAAGAGGCUGCAGACCCUGCAGAGCGUUCGUCCUGCCUUUAUGGAUGAAUAUGAGAAGAUUGAAGAGCAACUGCAGAAGCAAUACACCAGCUACCUAGAAAAAUUCCAUAACCUAACCUACCUGGAGCAGCUCCUGGACGAUCAACGUCGGUCUGAGCAGGAGAUGUUUGAGGAAGCAGCAAACAUGCUGCGUCUGAUGCAGAACAGGCUGAAGGAGGAGGAACAACGCCUGCUUAAGAGUGGAAGUAAUGAUGAUUCUGACGUGGAGAUCCAGGAUAAUGAAGGCUCUGACAGUGAAGUGGAGAACAGGCAGCUCAGGAAGCAGCACAUGGCCUUGGAGAUGCUAGUGCCAGGAAGAGCUGGUGCCCGGAUCGUGGGAACAAUGCAGGGUGGAGACACAGAGGAAGAUGAGGAGUCGGGGGAUAGUGAGAUUGACCUGGAUGAUGACGAAGAUGAGGAGGAGGAUGUGGAAGAUGACAGCAUGGAAAUCUCCCCGAGCAAAUCCAGCCACCGAGCAAAGAAGCCAGAGCCUCUGGAGGAAAGCGAUAAUGACUUCUGACCCUUCAGCAGCAGGACCAGGAGGCACCUUGAAAUGCUUUGGAGGGCACGUGGGCCAGGAAUUAAUAGCACCCUGCCACCUGAAAAGUGCUCGUCAGCAUCAGUUCAGGAGUUGGUAAAUAAUGUUCAUUAAACUUGAAAAUUAAACUUGGAUUGCCAGUCUUGUGACUGCGAAGUAUGAGCAGUUUAUCCAUAAUGAGAAUCACAGUAAUGUGGAGUGCUGUUAUUUCCAUAAUUGCAUUAGGACUGGCCCUCAUGCACUGCAGUGCCAGAAGUCUCACUCCAGUGAGCAUCGUGUGCUUGAUUUCCCUGCACUUUAUUAUAACCAAACAGAUUUUUUUUUUGCCUUAAUAAAGCUGGAUAAAAGCU